AUGCUAUUGAAGCGCCAACCGCCCAAGGCACUAGCUCAGGCGCUUGUGCUCCUACUAUGGGGCAUCGUCCCACUCUCUUGGGUGUAUGUGAUUGCCUACAUUGCCAUCCGUUCGUACUUCGUGCGUGAUGCAAGUGAACUCUGGCGCUUGAUCACAUCAGGUCGACUGCCAUGGCAGGUUGCGCAUCGCCGUCGUCUUGUGCGUUGGCUGAGCCAGCGAGGCCUGUUUUGUUACGCUCUGCUGGAGUCGUCGUUCUCGAUUUACUACCGACUCCUCGCACGAAAAAUCCAGGGCCGGGCCGGCUCGCACACAGCGACGCGGGAGUUUGUCGUUCGUGCCGUGACCACUGGUGUGUCUGAUGGGCUCGAAGAUAUAGUGCCACACCUGGAGCAAUCGAAGGACAAGGCCAAGCUACCUACUGUCAAGGCGCCACUGGCGUUCGACGAUCCACGAGCGGUCGAGUUCCGUCAUGAAAUGGCCGGCUGGUUCCUGGGUGUGCGCCCAGAGCACAUUUCGCUGCAUGAUGUGCAAGACUGGCUGUCCUGGUCGCUCUUUGGAAAGUACUAUGAAGAAGUGAUCGCGGAAGACUCCAAUGCGCAUGACAUGAAAAAGUUCCUGGCCGGCGCUGUGGACUUGUUUGCCGCGCGACGUGGUCUGCCUUUCCCCGAGAAGGUUGACUUGACGCCAAAGGAGCGUCGAAACAAGCGCGUCAUGCUACUUACGCUGGAUCCUGUGCAUGUGAACUCGCGGCCGCUGGCCAUGUAUGUCGGCACCUUCCUUAUGAAUCGCGUGUCACAGGCGUACUUUUCUGUGCUGGGCAUGCAUCGGUAUGAAGUGGAUGGAUACUCGUACCUGAUAUACAUGCCAGCUGGAUGGACGCCCGAUGCGGCUGCACGGGGGGAGGCACCACGCCCUGCGCUCUUCCUGCAUGGCCUUGGCUUGGGUGUCGUGCAGUACAUUACGGCCGUCCAGGCGUUGGUCGCCCCAGGUGGUCGCCCGGCUAUGCGCCCUUUGUUGGUGCCUUUGCAGCCCUGGGUUUCGUAUGAAUUCUUCUCGAAGCGUUUCCUCCGCCCGUGGAAGUACCAUGAGGCCUCGACAUCCAUUCGGCACAUGCUAGAGCGUCAUCGGCUGGACAAGUGUGGCGUGAAUGUGCUGUCGCACAGCAUGGGCACCAUUGUCCACACAUGGCUCAUGCGUGCCUGGCCGGAACUGAUUCAUCGGUCCCUGUUUGUGGACCCUGUGUGCUUCCAGUUGUGGGCGCCUCACAUUUGCUACCGCUUCUUGUACAAGCCCACCGACUCGUUUGUGGAGUACGUUUUGCGCUACUUUGUCGCCCGUGAAUUGGGCACAGCGAAUGUGCUGAUGCGGCACUUUGACUGGUCCGCCAAUGUGCUGCUGGCCGAUGAUUUGCCUGAACGCAGCGAUCCAUCGCACUUGCGUAUCUAUCUGGCUGGCGCAGAUACGGUCGUGAAGGCCAGUAGUGUCAUCAAGUUUUUGAAGCGCAGUGGCUUCGAAGAGCGGAUUGAAUACGAGCCUGAUUUCCAUCAUGGCGAAUUUAUAUUAGGACCGAAAAACAUGAUGGGCAAGAUUGUACAGGCGUUGGAUCAGUACAGCCCUAUGUAA
Molecule: messenger RNA, 1623 nt
Organism: Malassezia pachydermatis
Lineage: Eukaryota; Fungi; Basidiomycota; Malasseziomycetes; Malasseziales; Malasseziaceae
Exons: 1
Coding region: 1-1623 (540 amino acids)
Source: RefSeq, a predicted model, not a curated record